Messenger RNA from Anguilla anguilla (European eel), 7909 nucleotides. Its product is annotated as adenomatous polyposis coli protein 2-like. The record is from RefSeq and is a predicted model, not a curated record. Lineage: Eukaryota; Metazoa; Chordata; Actinopteri; Anguilliformes; Anguillidae. Gene Ontology annotation, molecular function: microtubule binding; beta-catenin binding; gamma-catenin binding. The coding region runs from base 141 to 7814 and encodes 2557 amino acids. The transcript has 16 exons. Gene Ontology annotation, cellular component: cytoplasmic microtubule; catenin complex; beta-catenin destruction complex. Gene Ontology annotation, biological process: negative regulation of microtubule depolymerization; positive regulation of protein catabolic process; regulation of cell differentiation.
ACUGUAUUGGAAAACUGUAGCUGGCUGUGGCUCCACGCCCUAUACAAUCAACACUGUUCGGAAAUGCGUGAUUGGACCGGCUGAAGAAGAUGAGCACAGCAUAACCCCUCCCCCCUCUGCAACGAUUGGACGGCUUGAAGAUGAUGUCACGCUCGGGGGCCUCCUACGACCAGCUGGCCCAGCAGGUGGAGGACCUGCGGAAGGAGAACAGCUACCUGCGCAGGGAGCUGGAUGAUAACUCCUCUCACCUGUCCAAGCUGGAGAACGAGACGUCCCACAUGAAGGAGGGCCUGAAGCAGCUGCAGACGAAGCUGGAGCAGGAGGCGCGUUCUCUGGCCUCCACUGAGAGGUCAGACACACUGGACCAGCUCAGAGAGCUGCACAUGGAUUUGACCCAUUAUUAUGAGCUGAAGUACCAACCGCACAACCUGCGGGCUGGCCCAGAGGCCCCGCCCCCUCGCCCCACCCCCCACGGGGGUCCUUCUCUCUCAGGGGAGGGCGUGGCAAUGCACCCUGGGGCGCCCCACCUCCUGGACGACAUGCUCCUCAAAGAGGAACCCCUGGGUGAGACCCAGGUUACCACCCAGCACCUGGAGGAGCUCCUGAAGGAGAGGGCCUUGCUGCUGAAGGAGAUCGAGAGAGAGGAGAAAGAGCGGUGCUGGUACUACACCCAGCUGCAGGCGUUGUCACGGCGACUGGCUGAGCUGCCUCGCAUCGACACAUUCUCAGCGCAGAUAGAUCUGAUUGGGCAGCAGCUGGAGUUUGAGGUGCAGCAGGUGCGCUCGGCGAUGGAGGAGCGCUUUGGAACCAGCGAUGAGAUGGUGCAGAGAACCCAGAUCCGAGUGGCGCGAUUGGAGCAGCUGGAGAAAAAACUGCAGGAGGUGCACGACCCCCCCUCAGAGAGCCAGACUAACUCCUAUGGAAAGACUGAGGCUGAAAGCAUGUCUCUUAGUUCUGGAGCAGAAGCGGCUGGAGAGUCAGGAAGCAAAGUGGAGAUGGUGUUCUGGCUGCUGUCCAUGCUGGCCAAUCGGGACCGGGAGGAGAUGUCCCGCACUUUUCUGGCCAUGUCCAGCUCCCAGGAGAGCUGCCUGGCCAUGCGCAAGUCCGGCUGCGUGCCCCUGCUGGUGCAGAUCCUGCAUGACGGGCCGGGCGUGGCCGGGGGCGGGGCCGGGGGCGGGGCCAGCAGCCGGGAGGCGCGGUCCCGGGCGGGCGCCGCCCUGCACAACGUGGUGUACUCGCAGCCGGACGAGGGCCAGGCCCGGCGGGAGAUGAGGGUGCUCCACGUGCUGGAGCAGAUCCGCACCCACUGCGAAACCGGGUGGGACUGGAUCCAGACCCACCUGGGAACGACUUCACCUGGGAGCGCAAAAACCACAGCCAUCCCGGAGGCUCCAGAGCCGCAGAUCUGCCAGGCCAUGUGCGCCAUCAUGAAGCUGUCCUUCGAAGAGGAGUACCGCCGUGCCAUGAACGAACUGGGGGGCCUGCAGGCGGUGGCGGAGCUGGUCCACCUGGACCAGGUGCUGUACGGCAUGCAGUGCGAGCCCCUCAGCAUGGCCCUGCGCCGAUACGCCGGCAUGACUCUCACCAACCUCACCUUCGGGGACGUGGCCAACAAGGCCACUCUUUGCUCCAGGAAAAGUGCUCUGCAGGCCAUCGUGACCCAGCUGGAGUCUGACAGUGAGGAGCUCCAUCAGGUGGUGUCCAGUAUUCUGAGGAACCUGUCGUGGCGAGCAGACCUGAACAGUAAGAAGGCCCUGAGGGACGUGGGCAGCGUGACAGCGCUCAUGACCUGCGCACUGCAGGCCACAAAGGAGUCCACGCUGAAGAGCCUGCUGAGCGCGCUGUGGAACCUGUCCGCUCACAGCCCGGAGAACAAGGAGGCGCUCUGCUCCGUGGAGGGCUCUCUGGGGUUCCUGGUCAGCACGCUCACGUACAGGUGCCAAACAAACCAGCUGGCAGUCAUGGAGAGUGGAGGAGGAAUCCUGCGCAACGUGUCCAGCUUAGUGGCCACCCGCGAGGACUACAGGCAAGUGCUGCGGGACCAUAACUGCUUGCAGAUCCUGCUGCAGCACCUGCGCUCCCACAGCCUGACCAUCGUGAGCAACGCCUGCGGGACCCUGUGGAACCUGUCGGCCCGCAGCCCGGAGGACCAGGAGCUGCUGUGGGACCUGGGGGCGGUGGCCAUGCUGCGCAGCCUCAUCCACUCCAAGCACAAGAUGAUCGCCAUGGGCAGCGCCGCCGCCCUGCGCAACCUGCUGGCCAGCCGGCCGCUCAAGUACAAGGACGCGGCGGUGGUCUCCCCGGGCUCCUGCACGCCCUCGCUCUACAUGAGGAAGCAGAAGGCCCUGGAGGCCGAGCUGGACGCCCGCCGCCUGGAGGAGACCUUCGACUCCAUGGAGAGGCGGAGCCAGAAGGUUCCGGCGCCGGCCCUGGCCAAACCGCUGCGGCGCAUGGAGAGCCUCGCCCGCGACUACGGCUCCGACUCGGGCUGCUGCUUCGAGGAGGACGAGGCGGCCCCCAGCGCCUCUGUGGGUCUGGACACCACCAGCUUCUCCAUGCUGUCUGCGUUCCUUAGCAACAACGCCGGGGGCAACCCACCCAAUGUGCCCCUUCCACAGCCGGGCCAUCUCCAGUCUGACCACCAGAGGGCCCCACCUCCCGAUAGAGACACGCCCGCCGUGGCGGAGGGGCUGACCCGGAGGGCUCCCCGUAUGGCGGCAAAGCCUCGCACUGCAAAGGAUGACAUCACUGCCCCGACGUCCUCCGAGGACAGCUUCAGCCUGAGCUCGGAGGACCACCUGGCAGACGGCCGAUUUGGAGCAGGUGACCCGCGCGACACCCCCUGCGAGGCCCGGGCCAAGUCCUGCUCCCCCUGCCGGCUGUGGGAGGGCAAUGGCGGGUUCACCCAGCCGCGUUUCGCAGGGGCCCAGGCACUCCUACGGCUGAAGCAAGCCCAAAGCAGCCUGUCAACAGACAGCCUGAACAGCAGCGGCAGCACCAGCGAUGGCUACGGUGGCGGCGGCGGCAAUAAGAACACGGACCAGCUUCGCCCCGCUGCACGCAGAUCUGUGUCGGCCAGCGGCCGGAAACGGCCCGACAGACUCGACCUGAAGGAGGCGCUCUACGGCCGCCCGGAAAAGGAAGGGCGGCGUGUCGUUCCUCCUGAAAGGGACGUGCGCUACUUUGUUCCCCCGGAAAAGGACACAGGCUGCAUCGCUCCUGAAAAACAAGUGCACUGCAUUACCAGUAAAACCAGUCAGAUCGAGGCGCCAGAAGGAGACUCAGAGGACAGCCGAGAAGCACCUACUCCAGUGGCAAAUGAGGGAAAGCGUGCAGAGCUGCCACAAAUUCCACCAUCCACUAAACAUGCAGCUGGUGCCUAUACCCCGCCAAUCAAGCUGUCGCCCUCUUAUCAACACGUCCCACUGAUCCAGAGCGUGGCCAAGUUUGGGGUUGCCAAGACUACCAUCGACGUCCAGGCGGCCCAGGGGAUGAGACGUCAAGCAUGGGUGCCCACAGUGCUGACGGGCGGGGCGCUGACGAGCAAGCUGUCCCCAGCCAGCUGCAGCGCCUGGAGCCCAGCCCUGGGGCAGGAGACGCUGCAGCGGUACUCUGUGGAGAACACGCCCAUCUGCUUCUCCCGCUGCAGCUCGCUGUCCUCCCUCUCCUCCGCCGACGGAGGCCUGGAGGGCCGCAGCCAGAGCCAGCUGGAGAAUGAGCUGGACAGCGACGCCUCGCUGGAAAUCAUCGAGGUGGAGGAAGGAAACCUGGUCAAGAGGGAGGAGGCAGAGGAGGAUGAGGAGGAUGAGAACACCUUGGAUGACCUGAGUGAGAGCCAGCCACUGGAGGAGGACACGGUCACAAAACUUCCCACUGUCCCUACCUCCCAGUCUGUGGAGAUCCCUCGUCCCACCCGGCGUGAGAAAAUCUUCAUCCGGCAGGAGGACCAGACGCCCUCCAGUCCCUCGGAGAACUGCGUGCAGGACAGCCCACUGGUCCUGAGCCGCUGUAGUUCUGUAAGCUCACUGGGCAGCUUUGAGUCGCCCUCUUUUGCCAGCUCAGUCCAGAGUGACCCAGGCAGCGAGCCAAUCAGUGGCACCAUCAGUCCCAGCGACCUGCCCGACAGCCCCGGGCAGACCAUGCCGCCCAGUCGCUGCAAAACUCCCUGCUGCCCAGCUGACCCGGGUGGCCAGGAGACCCAAGCACAGAUGGGGGGGAUGGGAAUGGGAUUUGGGGUGGGAGUAGGUUCACAGUGGGAGGCUGGAGCCUGGAGGAGGUUUGCUGAAAUUGCAGACUUCCGGGAGCGGUUCAACUUGCCACCAGACCUUGAUACCAUGAUCUAUUUCACUGUGGAGAGGCCCACAGAGAACUUCUCGUGCGCCUCCAGCCUCAGUGCCCUGCCCCUGCACGAACACUACAUCCAGAAGGAUGUGGAACUGAAGCUCACACCCCUGCUCCACCAGAGAGGGGGCGGCGACAACGAUAACAACCUCGGAGGGGGGGCGUGGGACGAGCAAGGUGGGGAGCGCCCCUCCGUCCUGGACAUGGAGAAGUACAGCGAGGGCAACUCCGAUGAUGACAUUGAGAUCCUGAAGGAGUGCAUCAGCUCAGCUAUGCCCUCGCGCUUCAAGACCAGGUCCUCCCUUCUGGCUAACCUCCCCAGGCCUGUCUUUGGUGCCCAGAGCCACAGGUCCACCACACAAUUGCCACUGUACAUGCUGCUCCCAACACAGGCCACCCAGAGGCAGCCCCCCAUGCCAGGGAAGCUUGAGAGGGGGGGCUCUUACCACGACAGCUCUUACCAUGACGACUCCUCCUACAGCGACUCACCCAUGAACAUCUCCAGCACCACGUCUCAGAGCGACGAGACCCUCCGCUAUGCCGCCAAGGAGCCGGGGGUGGAUCCAGACGUGCGGCGGAUCGAGGAGCUGCGGGCCUUCUCCCGCUUUCACAAGCCUGCCAGGGCAGCGGGCCAGCCGCCCGUGGCGCCUGACCAGACGAACCGAACUUUCAGACGGGUGGGGCCGGCGCAAAGGGCGGCGGUGGCGGCGUCUCAGGUUCGAGGGGGAGUUCGGUUGCAGAGCCAUCUUCUCCCCCCAAGGCAGGAGCAGACCCGGGGCAGGGGCAGGGCCGGGCCACUACUGGGGCUGCCCGUCAUUAAGAAGAACGUUCCGGGACACGGAGAUCAGACGGGGGCGCGCAGGGAGCUCACCCAGCGCAGCUUCCAUUUCCAGUCGCGGCGGCUGCAGGCUGCUCCCGGGCACGAGCUUGUCUGCUGCUCCUGUGGCGAUCUGACCAAAGUGCAGGAGGAGGAGGAGGAGCCAGUGGCAAACCAGGAGAGGACACUGCAUGCAAAAAUGGGAGGCAGGAAUGAGACAGCCCAAAGGCAGAUUAACAUCAACCAAGGGGUCAACAGAGCCUUUCCUGCGAAGGGCAAGCACGCGAUGAUCGCCAAUGCAAACCCCUCUCGCCAGCCCCUCAGCUCCUCUCUCAGAUCGCUGAGCUUCUCCAGCCUGGAGGAGGGCCAGGGCAAGACGUGGGUGCGAAACAGGCGCCACGCGACCCCCAGCUAUGCCCAGGAGGCCGUAAGACUGCCCGGCGGGCGUGGACAGUUUGAGCGAGGACGUGAAAGGGACAGCUCCCCGAGCUCGGUCAGCCUGGACUCGGAGGACGACCUGCUGCAGAAGUGCAUCACCUCCGGCAUGCCAGCGCAGAGGAAGAGGCUGGCGGCCGCCCGCAAAAAGAAGGUGGAGAAGAGGCAGCGGGCCAAGACCGAGCACGAAGCGGCGCACAACGCCUUCGGGAGCUGGGAUUCAGACCGAGAUCCAGGCAGCGAGGGGGACACGGCGUCCGAUUCGGACCUCAACAGCGUGGAGUGGCGGGCCAUCCAGGAGGGGGCGCGGUCCGUGGUCAUGCACCUGCAGGCCGUGUCCCAGUCCCAGGAGCCCUCCUCGGAGACAGAGUCCGAGUCUGGGCUCUCCCUGAUGUCCGACGUGUCGAGCCUCCACUCCAGACCAGGUGCCAAGAAGAAGGGCGGCAAGGACAACAGAGGGAACGGAAAAAUGCCGGAGGGCCGGAAUGCCGGGAAACCGCUGGACUUUUCCCAGCGGAAGCCAGUCCCCAACAUGCCCGUGGUCUUCAGGGGGAGGACGGUAAUCUACACCCCAAAGAAGGAGCCAAUUUCGCAGAGGCCACCCCCAACCAGAGUUUCCACAGCCAAAAACCCAAGCUUGGCGCAGCACCGGUCCAAGAGCCUGCACAGGCUGGCACAGCCCGGCGAGGAGCAGCCCGAGUUCUUCCUGCCCAAACGUAGCUCCACACCCCCCGCCAGGAUCCCCAAGAGCUCAUCUUCUGGCUCCACCUCGUCCCAGAGCUCCGCCCCGCUAAAGCGGCCCCAGAAGAAGUCCAGCGCCCCCUGGCCGGCGGAGAAGCCCGUUCAAAAAACCGGCGGGGUAAAGGCAGCAGUGAGCAGUCCGGGCAAGGGCCGUAAGGAGGCCACCUCUCCACCGGCCGCCCAGAGAGCUGCCGCACCCAGGCCUCCAGAGCCGAAGAAGACGCACAAAUCGCCGGUCCGCAUCCCAUUCAUGCAGACUCUGCCCAAACCGCCUUCCAGAACCAUCUCCCCUCUGGUCACCAGUGAGCCAUCCAACAAAGUGGGCCAGCAGAGGCCGCCAGCGGUCCGUGGCAGGCAGCCUGUGCCUGCCGGCAGCCGCCUUAACCCGCCGACCCGCUCCGGACGGCCUCCCGCCCACAACUCCGAUCGCAGUGGCUUUCUGCGGCAGCUGACCUUCAUCAAGGAGUCCCCGCCCCGCGUGUCCAGGAGGGAAGCGAUGGGGGUCGGAGGGUCACGGUCGGUACCCACCUCCCAAUGUGCAUCGCCCCGUAGGGCGCGGCCCAUAGCCCCCGCCGUCUUCCUCUGCUCGUCACGCUGCCAGGAGCUGAAGGGCACCGUGCAGAAACAACAGCCACGGGUGCAAGAAAGGGGCCAGAACCGGGGGCAGGGGGCAGCACUUGGGCAGAAGCAAAGGCUGCUGGGGCAGAGCCCAUCGAUCAACAGGGCCAACUCUGGCAGUGAGCGGGACCUUUCAGCGGGACGUCCCGCUCGAAGAGCUGGAUCGGAGAGCCCUUGCCGGGCACCCCAGAAAAACGGAGUCGUCUCCUCUGCCAUCGGGAGCGGCAGGCCACGGGACAGUGAGGCAUUCAAGCGUUACUCGUCGUCCCCGGCCAUCAACGCCCUGAACCGAACGACUAGCCGCUCCUCCAUGCGCUCGUCCUCCUCUGACUCCAGCGGGAGAGCCAAGAGCGAGGCUGGGGGCGUGGGCAGGACCGGGGGAGUGGCCAAGGGCGGGGUCACCUGGAGGAGGAUCCGGGACGAGGACGUGCCCCACAUCCUGCGGAGCACCCUGCCGUCUAACGCGUUGCCCCUGGUACCGUCCCCCGACGGGAAAAACCCGCCAAUGCCGCCGCCGCCGCCGCGCAGAACGAGCGACGCCACGGUGCAGACGGAGGAUUUCUCCAGCAGGAUCAGCUCCAGCACCUCCCCGACCUUGGAGGGGAGCCCCUCAGCCAAGGGCGCGCUGAUGAGGAGCGGGGGCCCCCAGAGAGCCAACCGGGACAGCCCCACCCCCCCCUCGCUCACCACCGAGGGACACAGCGGGGGCGUAGGCCACUUCCGCCAGAGCUGCCCCAGCAAAGCUGUCAGAGUCACACCCUUCAACUACACACCCAGCCCCGCCCCCUGCGGCCCGCGGCACACCUCCACACAGCCCCCAAAAAUCAGCGAGGCGCAAGAGGAGGAGCUCCAGGCUCAGUGAAGCAUGCAACUGAAACACACACACACACACACACACACACACACACACACACAGGAAACACAAGCACACACACACACACACACACACACAGGAAA